This is a messenger RNA of Serpula lacrymans var. lacrymans S7.9, 1005 nucleotides long. RefSeq lists its product as uncharacterized. The transcript has 3 exons. The record is from RefSeq and is a predicted model, not a curated record. NCBI's taxonomy places the organism in Eukaryota, Fungi, Basidiomycota, Agaricomycetes, Boletales, Serpulaceae. Bases 32 to 847 code for a protein of 271 amino acids.
UACUGCACUUUUCCCAUCUUCUCUCUACACAAUGCACGUCCUUAUCUGUGGUGCAACUGGCUUCGUGGGCAAGCAUGUACUUCUCGACGCCCUUGUCGACAACAGGAUAACGAAAAUCACGGUAGUCGCCCGUCGUCCUCCUUCUCUGGAAGGCUCUGACAUGACGCACGAUAAAGCGGUUAUUAUCAGAAAGAUGAACAUUAUCAUUCGCGAUGAUUUGGGACACUGGGACUACGAGAAUGACACUGAGAUGGUUGAGGCGCUGAAGGAUUGUGCAGCCUGCAUUUGGUCUAUUGGUGGGAGAGCCGACGAUUUCCCAGAUCCCGACACAUACGAGCGCGUUUCAUACACGUACACUAUCAGCGCAGCCAACUUCCUUUGCAAAAUUGCUCAGAACCAGUCUCACGAAGGCAGGCAUGGACGUGAAGCGCAACCGUUUCGGUUUUGUUAUUGCAGUGGAAAGUGGGCUGAUCGUCAUGGGAAAGCAGGAGGUGGGUGGUGGACAUGGGAGGCGAAGACUCGUAAUAUGAAGGGACGCGUGGAGGUUGCUCUUUUGUCUAUAGCAUCAUCUGCCCCUGACAAAUUUACCGCCCUAAUAUUCAGACCAGGCGGUAUAGUCGCAGGGAAAUCAGUCAAAGCGCUCAGCGGCAUCACUUCGACGAUGGCUCACGCGGGGCUCAAGAUGAUGCCUGCAAUGGUCAUCUACGUCGAGCGUGUGUCACGCGUCCUCGUCGAUUCUUCCGUGGGCAUUCGUGUGGAGUGGCAACGAGAAGGCGACGGGGGUGAGAAGAAAAACACCUGGGAAAGCGAGGAAAUUAUGACGUGGGCGGUUGGGCUUGGAGUUUGAGUGGGCAAGUUAUUCCCCAUUUUGCGACCCAUCGUUGGAAGUAUUUUAGGUUAUUAUCUUGGGGAUUGUAUAUUUUUUAGAUUAUUUAUUAUUUACUUAUUAUUUUUUUUGGAUUUUUUCUUCUGUAUGUAAUACAUGUCUCCAACUCUUCAGCGCUU